Salvelinus fontinalis (brook trout) is the source of this 6422-nucleotide messenger RNA. RefSeq names its product sterile alpha motif domain-containing protein 12-like. Gene Ontology annotation, biological process: cell surface receptor protein tyrosine kinase signaling pathway. The record is from RefSeq and is a predicted model, not a curated record. Gene Ontology annotation, molecular function: protein binding. Gene Ontology annotation, cellular component: cytoplasmic side of plasma membrane. The transcript has 5 exons. NCBI's taxonomy places the organism in Eukaryota, Metazoa, Chordata, Actinopteri, Salmoniformes, Salmonidae. The coding region runs from base 470 to 1024 and encodes 184 amino acids.
AGUAUUAAUGCGCAGGCGUCAGUCGGUAUUUGAAACCCCAUGCAGCUUUGCUUAGAAAUAGCUGUGCUGAAAAUGCUACAGAAUAGGUCUUCUGUCUUCAAUAAUGAUAUACAGGCUAUGCAGGCGUGGAUACAAUUUGAGCAACCAUUGGCAUAAUUAGUCUAAAUGUGUGACGUGCGCUGUUAUCUUGUUGUGCUCGAGGUCUGCACCUGUUCACUAGGAUACUGAAGCCCGCGGUGAGUGUUUUGUAUGCGUAGCGAAACAUCACUUUGUUUUGACAUUUUAAACCCUUUUACUUGCAUUAACUACAUGGCGCGUUAUUUCUACCGAAUAUUUACAGUGAAGGCUGGUUUAGCAGUUACUAGGUGUUAUGCCAUCUAGACCCGUGAACGGCUUUGUUCAGACCAGUGAUAUUCGGUGAAGAAGGCACGAAGCUAUAGCCAAGUCGUAGUGUGCAGUUCCAACUGCGAUGUUCGGCCAGUCACCUCACGUUCUUGGAGACAUCUUGUGGAUUCAGAAUCCAAUGAGAGCUGUCCACUGCAACCUGAGCCAGAAUGGGAUCGACCACCAGAUGAUGUGCCCGGACGACGUGACCUCACACCUGGAGGAGCAGCCCCUGGACCAAGGCGCCAUGCUGGAUGACGACAGCCCCACCUAUCAGGACGUGAGCCCCGGGUACCAGCGCCACUCACCGCCAAGGCGCUCCGUCUCCGAGUCAGAACUCUCACGGCCGGGGAACGUAAAGCUGUCCAAGCCGGUGGCCCUGUGGACCCAGCAGGACGUGUGCAAGUGGCUGAAGAAGCACUGCCCCAAGCAGCACCAGAUCUACAGCGACUCCUUCAAGCAGCAUGACAUCACAGGACGGGCUCUGAUGAGAUUGACAGACAGGAAGCUGGAGCGAAUGGGCAUCAUGCAGGAGGGCCAACGGCAGUACAUCCUCCAGCAGGUCCUGCAGCUCCGCGUCAGAGAAGAGGUCCGCACCCUGCAGCUACUCACGCAAGCCUCUCUGGAGUGUUCUCCGUAGCCCAGGCGUUCUAGGAAACCAGCUGCCAACAGGACCCGGUCUCCCUCCGAUCCUGGGCUUCCUACGUCUGACCCUUGACCUCCUCCCACCACCAAUCAAAGCCGUCCUAACCCCAACCUCAUACCUAACUCCAAUCUAAAUCCCAACCUUGAUUUUUAACCCCAUGCUUAAUCUCAAAUCUUCAAACAAGUCAAGUCAUUGGCCUGUCCAGUGACCUAUCACAGACAGACAAUCAUUUUCUUGCCUUUAACCGUUUCCACUACAUUUGUCCCUAUCCCAUCCCAACUCUCUUACCCCUUCUGAAUUACCACAACCCAACACCUGUCUCCCAGGACUCUAUUCUGAGAACAAGCAUCAAAAAUGUAUCCAUCCUCGACUGACGAUCCCACUACAAGGACUGUGGAGAACAAUGAGAAAACAAACACGUCAAAGGUGGCGUCCACUUCCAACAACCUUCUCACUGUAUAGUAAAUCCUCCAGUGUAGGACAGACAUUAAAUGUGAAUAGUACCCCCACGAUACACCACUGAGCCGGUGUGUAACAUUCUAGAGGCUUCUAAUGGUGACUUUAGAGACAUUGGGUACAGCAGCCUUUCGAUCUCUCUGUCCUCACUGACUAUAUCGCCAGAGCAGUGAGAGGGCCCUACAUUUUGCAUUCCCUUCCCCUCUCUGUCCCUCUUUUUCUGACUGUUGUCUGCAUUGAUUCUGUGUCAGAGUUUGGGCUUGCCUGGUGAAAAUGACAUCUGUUGUCCUAUCUGUCUGUCCUCGCACCUUCCCCUCCUUCACUUUGUGGGUCGCUUUCUCAGCGCGGUCGUCAAGCCUUCACUGUGAAUACGUCCAGGUGUGGCAUGAAGAGGGAGAGCCUGGCAAACCAAAAGGUAGUAAAUGUGAUGGUGAAAGACCUGGCAACCCAUUAAGGAUGAAAUGUGAUAGUGAAAAGACCUGGCAACCCAUUAAGGUUGAAAUGUGAUAGUGAAAAGACCUAGUGACUCAUUAAGGAUGAAAUGCGGUGGUGAAAAGACCUGGCAACAUAAAUGGAACACGGCAUGGUAUUGUGAGGACCUGGCUAAAAUGCUUUUGAGCCAGGGAAAAUGAAAUGACUGAUAACCUACAUGGGACAGUUGGUUGGUUGAGAGAAUCUGGCAACCCAAAAGGGCUUUUGAGCCAGGGAAAAUGAAAUGACAUAACCUACAUGAGACAAUUGGUUGGUUGAGAGAAUCUGGCAACCCAAAAGGGCUUUUGAGCCAGGGAAAAUGAAAUGACUGAUAACCUUACAUGAGACAGUUGGUUGGUUGAGAUAUGGUUGAGGGAGAGAACCAGGCAAGUGCUUCAUCUACUGAUGAAGAAGAAAGAUUUUCUCUCUCACAUCUCACUGCUUGAGACUAUUUUUAGAUAUGAGAUAUAUGGAAAAUAGUGUAGAAAGGAAAAUGUACCGUGGGCAAAAAAACAAAUGAUCCAAUGUCUGUCAAGUCUCAGAGAGAGACGUGGUAUUUCUCUCUCGGUUACUGUUUUUAUGAGAAACUAACUCUUUGCUGUAACUGUUAAUGUGAAAUGGCCAUUCACUGGUGAUAUAUAAAGGCAUUUUACCUGUCAUGCCAACAAACCUGUUGCUUGAGCCAUCGUGACCUAUAUGUGUGUUUUCAUACCUUGUAGCCAGUAAUGAACUUUAACUAAAGCCAGUAUGCUGGAGUGAUUCCUAUUACCCAUGUAUCACUACCAGUGUAGCAUGACCUUUUGUCACCAUCACAACAACCUCCUCCCUGUGAAUGUGAAUAAAUGUGGAUUGACAAAAUUGAAAUGGCCGCCAAGAAACAAAAGGGGGGGAAUUCCAGCCCUGGAGAGCCAUUGAUUUUGCUGAAUUUAAUUGCAACAUUGGGUCUUGUGUGUUACGAGCGUCCAUUGUUUGGUUUGGAGCUUGCCUUAUGCUCUCUAGUGGUUGGUUGGCCCAGUAGUAGCAGAUUAGUAUUGAUUAAACCUUCUGGACUGCGUUGCCCUCCAGGCGUGGAAUAGACCAAUCCCUGCCAUUUGGAGAGGUAAGGAAUGCCGAUACUUGGUCACAUGGGAUGAAGUUGUUCAUAUCAAAAUCCAAGUGGCUAUUUCAUGCCUCGGUGGAGCUCUCUGGUGUGAGUGUCUCUCUUGGACUGUGUGGGCUGCCUGCCCUGCCUGGCUGCUUCCAGUUGGGAAGGCUGGCACUCUGAUUUCACAUCAUCUGGAUGUCGAUUGUCAAACUGGGAGGAGCAGUCUACAGAGUUAACACAAGGCAGUGUUUUGUUGAAUCCAGUAUUGUUGAGAACAGUGUUGAAUUCAGUGUUUGGGUAAGGGGAAAAUCCCUCCUGGAACUGUAACAUGUCCGGAUGGAGCAGCCCCACCAUAACUUGGCUGGUAGGGUGUUUUGGGGAAGGAAGUAUGAUUCCUUUUGUAUGCCGUAGCCAACCAUGUGACUUUCAAGGCAUUUCGAACCUGGGUCGUGUUCAUUAGGGCGUACUGUAACGAAACGUUUUGCAACAGAAAGCAAAAACGAUUGUUUCUUAUUGGACAAGUCCAGGUAGUCCCUCUCUGUUUUCUCCUGUUUGGUUCCUAAUGAACACGACCCUGCCAGCUCUGCCAAGGUGCCCGAGGACUUGCCCGAACUGGCUCUUUCCACAAUCUCCUGAGUUUCUUUUUUUUUUAGGCAUUUGGAAUUUUUUCAUCGGCACUUUACUAGUACACUGUUACACAAAAUGAACCUUAUACUGAGCCUCACUUUCUUAUUGCACAAGAAAAACAUGCAUGCAAAUAGAAGCAGACAUACAAGGAAUUGUGUCACUACACAUAGUCAGACAUUCACAGGUGUAUAUGCGUCUUUCACGUUCUCACUUAUCAUUAUUCAUGAGUCAUUCAGUAUCGUGGUAGCAUCCACAUUAGUGUAGAAGUGUUUAGAAACAUUAUAUUCUUAUUUACAUUUUUACAAUGACGGCCUACACCGGCCAAACCCGGACGACGCUGGGCCAAUUGUGCGCCGCCCUAUGGGACUCCCAAUCACGGCUGGUCGUGAUACAGCCUGGAUUCGAACCAGGGUGUCUGACGCCUCAAGGCACUGAGAUGCAGUGCCUUAGACCGCUGCGCCACUCAGGAGCCAAUAAAAGGGACUCAAAUAUUGACAUAGAAAUAAACGGUAAAUAAUGUAUUAUCGGGCUGAAAAUGAUCUGAGACGCAACUACAACAAACAGUAAAUGCAUCCAACAAGUUUGUAGUCACAAGCUUGACGUAAUCAUUGUGUGCUCGAAAUAUGGGACCAAAUACUAAACUUUAAUACACAUUUAAAUGAAUUUGUCCCAAUAUCUUAGUCUCCUCGUUUUAGGGGACCAAUGAACGAACAAGUGGUGUAAUUUCUGAACGGUUCACCCGAUAUGGAUGAAAAUACCGUCAAAUUAAAGCUGACAGUCUGCACUUUAAUCGUUUAAAUCGAAAGUGUUGGAAUACGGAGCCAAAAAAACAAUAAAAUUGUCACUGUCCCAAUAUUUUUGGUGCUCAAUGUAUGGAAAGAUCUUGGCAAUGGGGACUGUCUAAUAGUUGUGUGUGUUUUUUUACAAUAUUGCAGAGAAUGAAGUUGGGUUACUUCUAAGUAACUUUGGGUUGCUUAGAUUUUAGAUUUUGCUUUGGUGUGGAUUGAGACCUCUACGUUCAUAUCGGUUGUGUUCCUCCAUUGUAUUCACCGUCCCUUCUAUUGUGGAUAGUUUCUGUGAACCAAUGGAAAGGCUCCAAAACAAUGAGCAAACCAGCUUUUGUAUUGAAUACAUGGACUUGGAUUGUGACGAUAGCGAUGAAUGAAAUCCUGCACAAAAUGUCCUUUUUAUUUUAUAUUUUUAUCAGGAAUAAUGUUUGACUUGACGUGUAUGAAACGGUUUAAUCAAAUAUGCAUAAAAGGAGAGUAGUUCUGCACCUUUUGUAUAGUUUUUCUUCCAAUUUUGAUAAUGAUUUAAUAUCUGCAAAGAAAAUGUAUUGAUCGAAUGGGAUUUUUAAGACUGUUUUGUCUGCGUCGACUCGAAAGAUACGUAUGGUUGCAGGCAGUGGUGUAAUUGUCAUGAAUCCAUUUGCAAUUUUGACGGUAAGCUAUAAUAUCGUUUAUUUUUUUUAUGUAUUUGUUUUGAGAAGGCAACUACAUUUUGAAAACGCAUUUACUGUUUUGCAAAAAGCCACAUAGUUCUGCCUUGGGAACUCUGUUUUGAAAAUCGACACCAUUGUGCAAAAAAUCGCUCGUAUGCGAUCGAGAAACUAAUGUAUGAUUCUUCUGCCAUUUGUACAGCAUGUCUUUAUUACUUUCCGGUGUUUUCUGUAUCAGACAGGCAUGCAGACCAAGUCUUCAGCCCCCAUACCCCCCCCUCCCCCCCCCCCCCCAAUCUACAUACAUAAUGUUGGUAACACUUUACCUCACACCCAACGUCAUAACAGCUGACAUUACUUGUCAUAACCUGUUAAUUAUAUGGUCAUAACACUUUAUAUGUAGACCUGUUGUGACAUAUAUUGCGUUAUUUUAUGGCUGUUGUGACCCCUACAUAAGAGUCCCAGGAGGCUGGUGAGGGGAGGACGGCUCAUAAUAAUGUCUGGAACACAGAGCAAAUGGAACGGCAUCAAACACAUAGAAACCAUUUUUUUUGACGUAUUUGAUACCAUUCCACUAAUCCCGCUCCAGCUAUUACCACGAGCCUGUCCUCCCCAAUUAAGGCUCCACCAACCUCCUGUGAUAAGUGUCAACCCAGAAAACCUACCACAGUAGGUAUUUUAUGGCAGGUUAUGACACUUACAUAAGUGUCAGAACGCACAAAACCUACCGAACAAUGCAAAACAUUCCAUUACGCCAUAACCUACUUGUCAACGGUAUUUUAUCAUUUUUAUUGACCAUAUUAAAUGAUCAUUGUAAUUGCGUACACAUUGACGUCAGACAUGCACCUACCCCACGCUCUGUUGCUGAAGACUGGGAUGAAUGCAGGAACAGGGCUGAUUAAAGGGCAUGUACGCGAUUGGCCUAUCUGGCUUCUAUGAUUAUGAUGGUCAUAAUGCAUCUUGGCAAUGUCAUAAAGUGUAUUUUCUACAAGUUAUCUAAAAUAUGAGCGGGGGAAAAAACAUGACUGUAAAUAAUUCAUAACAAUAAAGGGUUUGAAAAACAAACUCUCAACCGAAAGGAAGCUUCUUGGCAGGGAAAAAACUCAUUUGAAUAGAUGUGGGUUUUGACGCUUAUGUAGGUGUUAUAACCAGCCAUAAAAUAACGCUAUAUAUGUCACAACAGGUGUAAAUACAGUAUAUGAGUCAUGAGUGUUAUGAACAUUUUUCAGGUUAUACACGUUAUGUUAGCUGUUAUGACAUGGUUAUGUGUAAAGUGUUACCAAAUAUUAAUAUAAUAAAUAAAUCAAUUAACAUUG